This is a messenger RNA of Exophiala aquamarina CBS 119918, 609 nucleotides long. RefSeq names its product GTP-binding protein rho2. Gene Ontology annotation, molecular function: GTP binding; GTPase activity. Gene Ontology annotation, biological process: small GTPase-mediated signal transduction. The record is from RefSeq and is a predicted model, not a curated record. NCBI's taxonomy places the organism in Eukaryota, Fungi, Ascomycota, Eurotiomycetes, Chaetothyriales, Herpotrichiellaceae. Bases 1 to 609 code for a protein of 202 amino acids. The transcript has 2 exons.
AUGACUCAAAAUCAGGCACAACAAAAUGUCAUGCGAAGGAAACUUGUCAUAAUAGGUGACGGUGCUUGCGGCAAGACAUCUUUACUUUCCGUCUUCACCUUAGGAUAUUUCCCUACACAUUAUGUACCUACCGUCUUCGAGAACUACGUCACAGACUGUCGAGUGGACGGUCGUUCCGUUCAGCUAGCAUUAUGGGAUACGGCCGGACAGGAAGACUACGAGCGACUGAGACCCCUAGCAUACGCUAAAUCACAUGUCAUCCUCAUUGGAUUCAGUGUCGACAGCCCAGACAGCUUAGAAAACGUACGGCAUAAAUGGAUCGAAGAAGCUCGAGAGCGAUGUCCUGAAGUACCCAUCAUCCUGGUCGGUUUGAAGAAAGAUCUCAGAGAAGACCCGCUCGCCAUCGAAGAAAUGCGAAAGAGGAGCCAAAAGUUUGUCACCGCACGAGAGGGACAAGAAAUGGCACAAGCUUGCGGGGCUCGCAAAUACCUUGAGUGUUCGAGUUUGACAGGCGAAGGCGUCGAUGAUGUAUUUGAAGCAGCCACCAGAGCAGCACUCUUAAAAUUUGAUGGAAAGCAAGGUGGUGGGGGUUGCUGCGUCAUUCUCUAA